Molecule: messenger RNA, 2530 nt
Organism: Astrephomene gubernaculifera
Lineage: Eukaryota; Viridiplantae; Chlorophyta; Chlorophyceae; Chlamydomonadales; Astrephomenaceae
Source: the annotation of a GenBank genome assembly
UCCUCGCUGCCAAUCGUUCUGCGCAACGAGGCCAACCUCCAAAGCCCAAUUCGCAUCGGCCAAAGAUAAUCUUGCACGUAAUCAUACACUAAACGAUUACUACAACAAGGAAUCGUGCUUCAAUCGUCGCUCCUUAAUCCUGCAAGCUCAUAAUAGCGGUUAGCGCACUUGAGGACACUUCGCUAAUAAUUCACAACAUUCACUGCCAGCUUACUGAAAAACGGUUACUAGAAGCCGCUGCGGAGCGAUAGAGGGAUGUUGUCCGCGCAAGCGUCGGCUCCGCCUUUGGCGUCGCGCGCACGGUCACUUGCAUCUCAACCUCGGCCUGGCAGACUCCUUGCGCCCAGGCGCAUUGGUCGCGCAAAGCAGCUCAUUGUUCACGCGGGCAAAACCGAUGGCGGACGGCAGCCCUGGGACCUGCCGCGGUUCAUCAGAACCGUCGCAUUCUUCAAUGAGCUGCCCACUCCCGCCAAACUCCUCAACAAUCUUCUGCGCCAGCUGACGCCACAACCCCAGGGUGACCCCAGCGUUGUCCCUGUGGAGUCGCCUCCGCCCACCACCACUACCGCCACCACCGCAGCAGCAGCUGCCCCCCAGGUGCCCGUGGCGGGAGUCAUCAUGGUCACAGGCGCCACGGGCGGUGUGGGCCGGCGGGUGGUGUCCCGGCUGCUGGCGGCGGGCAAGCACGUGCGGGCACUGGUUAGGGACCUGGACAAGGCGCGGCAGCUGCUGUCCGAGCUGCCGGUGGCCCCCGGGGGCCGACUGGAGUUGGCGGCGGCUGACAUCGUGCAGCGGCAGACGCUGCUGCCAGAGAUGUUCGAGGGUGUACGAGCGCUGGUGAGUUGUACGGCAGUCAAGGUUGCCCCCAAGGAGGGCGACACGGCUGACCGAGCCAAGUACUACCAGGGAAUACGGUUCUACGACCCGGAGGUGCUCGGGGACACUCCCGAGUCAGUGGAGUACAUGGGGCUGGUGAAUCUGCUUGACGCGGCGACGGAGCAGCUGGGAGUGCGGGGUGGUGUGCGGCUGCUGCACCCCUCGGGCCAGUCCGCAGCGCGCUGGGGGGCGCUGGACGACGUGGUGAUGGGCGGAGUGAGUCGCAGCGACAUGCGGCAGGAGGAGGGCGCGGGGGAGGGCGGGGAGGCGGCGUGGGUGUUCAGUGGCAAUGUGUCCACGGAUAACUUCGGCGGGUUUGCGUCCGUACGAACACGCAAUCUGGAUCCGCCCCUAGAUCUGUCGCCGUACGAGGGCAUCGAGCUGCGACUGUACGGAGAUGGCCAGCGCUACAAGUUCAUCCUGCGCCCUGACGCCAACUGGGAUGGCAUCGCCUACUGCGCCUCCUUCGACACCGCGCCCGGCACCUGGCAGACCCUGCGCCUGCCCUUUGCCGCCUUCACACCCGUGUUCAGGGCGCGAACGCUGUCGCCGGGGCAGGCGGCGCCGCUGGACCCCGCAGCCAUCAGCUCCGUGCAGAUCAUGCUCUCCAAGUUCGAGUACGACGGGCAACUCAAUCCCUCCUUCCGUCGGGGGGAGUUCCGACUGCCCCUGUCGUACAUCACCACCUACCUGCCGAGUCAGGUACCACCUCGGCUGGUCCACGUCAGCUCGGCAGGCGUCACCCGCCCCAACCGGCCGGGCAUCAACCCCGACCAGGAGCCGCCCGCCGUGAAGCUGAACGACGCACUGGGGGGCAUCCUAACCUGGAAGCUGGCAGGCGAGGACGCCGUACGUUCCUCCGGUGUGCCGUACUGUGUGGUCCGCCCCACCGCGCUGACGGAGGAGGCGGGGGGAAUGCCGGUGGAGCUGGAUCAGGGGGACACGGCCAAGGGUAAGAUCAGUCGUGAGGACGUGGCGGACCUGUGUGUGGCGCUGCUGGGCUGCUCCCCCGCUGCCGACCUCACCUUUGAGGUGCGGUCUACACUGCCCUUCUCGAGGACUUGGACGCAGCAGGACGCAGAGCAGGCAGCAGCGGAGGCGGGCACAGCGACACAGCAGCAGCAGCAGGGGCAAGGGCAGCAGGGGGCGGCCCAGGCAGCUGUCAGCAGCAGCAGCGGCAGGGUCAGGGACUGGUGCGGUGUGGUGGCGGCUGCGGGGCUGCGGCGGGGGGUGACGGGGCGCACCGUGGCGGGGGUGUACACGGGGCGGCAGACGGAGGAGGAGGCGCUGCAGGCGGCGGGCGUGCAGGCUACUGCUGCUGCAGCGGAGACCUCCUCUACGCGGGCGGCAGCGUAGAACCAAGGCGGCCCUUGUCAUGGCGGUGAAGGUGGUGGUGGUGGUGGCGUCGCUGCUGUUGCUGCUGCAUGCGUUUGGCAGUGGUCGAGUGGCAUAUCGUAUGGCACGUUUGCAAUUGUCCGCACAACACACAGCGCAGCGUUUUGGUGCGGUAGGCAGGGACACGAUGCGUCCUUGGGAUAUCGCUUGAACAACAACGCAUGAGCAGGGACGCCGUUUAGUGAUGAAGUAGCAGCAGCAGCAGUGGGGCCGGAGCGGCGCUUGUGGAGGUUGGAGCGAGUAUGUGGCACGUGUCGGG